Molecule: messenger RNA, 4094 nt
Organism: Oryzias melastigma (Indian medaka)
Lineage: Eukaryota; Metazoa; Chordata; Actinopteri; Beloniformes; Adrianichthyidae
Gene: galnt1
Product: UDP-N-acetyl-alpha-D-galactosamine:polypeptide N-acetylgalactosaminyltransferase 1
Exons: 14
Coding region: 673-2346 (557 amino acids)
Cellular component (GO): Golgi apparatus
Source: RefSeq, a predicted model, not a curated record
CCUGUGCCUCUCGGAUCCAUGAUUUAUUAAUUACCGGGCUGUAAGAGAAGAUGAGGUCAGCCGUGGAAUGUCUUCCGGGUUGAGUUGGUCGAGGGAGGGAUGAGCAGAGAUGCAGCCUGUGCUCGCUCCGCACAUCAGCAGCAGCAGCAGAGGCAGGCAGGCUCCACUGUCUCAGGCAGACAGACAGCGGCAGAGGCAGCACGUCCGCCCGCAGAGACGGCUCGCGCCGCAUUAGUAUCCCCGCCGAAUUUCCCAGCAGCCUCAUUUCGGUGCUCUCCAAAUGGAUGUAUAAACUACCGACACCGUUUUUCUCCACAAAAGGGCUUUUUCUUGGGGCUCCAUUAAUAGCCAGAAUAGUCCUUUUUUAUUUUUCAUUUUUUAGGUAACUGUUUUAUCUCGACAGCACAGAGGGAGCCGCUCUUCCCCCAUCGUUAGCUCGUUAAGCUAGCUACUCUGCUAACUUAGCUGUGGUACUUUGAACCGUCAGUUUUCCGCUUCGCUGCUAGCCUGCGGUCCUUGGCGCCCCGGUGACCGUUCGAGGCGACUCCGUCACUUUAAAAGGAAGCAUGUGUGAGUGACGAGAACAAGAAGUGGGAUCUCUGAGGCCCCGCCCCCCUGCUGGUGGAGGAUCCUGCACAUCUAACCAGAGACCCCUUCAUUCACCUCAAAAGGAUGCGUAGGUUUGCCUACUGCAAGGUGGUUUUAGCCACCUCCCUGGUCUGGGUCAUGCUGGACAUGUUCAUUCUGCUCUACUUCAGCGAGUGCAACAAGUGUGACGACAAGAAGGAAAGAGGAUUGCCUGGGAGAGCCGACGCCUUGUCCAGACCGCGAGACGGACCCGGUGAAGGUGGGAAGCCAGUGGUCAUCCCUAAAGAGAACCAGGAGAAGAUGAAGGAAAUGUUUAAAAUCAACCAGUUCAACCUAAUGGCUUCUGAAAUGAUUGCUCUGAAUCGUUCGCUGCCUGACGUCCGUCUGGAAGGGUGCAAGAACAAGCUAUACCCUGAUGAUCUUCCCCGCACCAGUGUGGUGAUUGUCUUUCAUAACGAGGCUUGGAGCACACUGCUGCGAACCGUCCACUCCGUUAUUGACCGUUCACCGCGCUCGCUGCUGGAAGAGAUUGUCCUUGUAGACGAUGCCAGCGAGAGAGACUUUCUGAAACGCCCGUUGGAGCAGUAUGUCAGAAGGUUAGAAGUUCCUGUCAGAGUGGUGAGGAUGGAGCAGCGAUCCGGACUCAUCCGCGCUCGCCUCAAGGGAGCAUCCAUCUCCACUGGCCAAGUCAUAACCUUUCUGGAUGCUCAUUGUGAAUGCACCAUGGGGUGGCUGGAGCCUCUGCUAACUCGCAUCAAACAAGACAAGAGGACAGUGGUGUGUCCCAUCAUCGACGUAAUCAGUGACGAUACGUUUGAGUACAUGGCGGGAUCUGACAUGACGUACGGAGGCUUCAACUGGAAACUCAACUUCCGCUGGUAUCCUGUGCCUCAGAGAGAGAUGGACCGCCGUAAAGGAGACCGCACACUCCCUGUCAGGACUCCCACCAUGGCAGGAGGCUUGUUCUCUAUAGACAGAGAUUAUUUCCAGGAGAUCGGCACUUAUGACGCAGGCAUGGACAUCUGGGGUGGAGAGAACCUGGAAAUCUCUUUCAGAAUCUGGCAGUGUGGGGGGACCCUGGAGAUCGUCACCUGCUCUCAUGUGGGUCACGUGUUCAGAAAGGCAACACCCUACACGUUUCCUGGAGGAACGGGGCAGAUCAUCAACAAAAACAACCGGCGUUUGGCCGAAGUGUGGAUGGAUGAAUUUAAAAACUUCUUCUACAUCAUCUCUCCUGGUGUGACCAAGGUGGACUACGGUGACAUUUCCACUCGCACAUCUUUGAGACACAAACUUCAGUGCAAACCCUUCAGCUGGUACUUGGAGAACAUCUAUCCCGAUUCCCAGAUCCCGAGGCACUACUACUCCCUAGGAGAGAUCCGUAACGUGGAGACAAACCAGUGUCUGGACAACAUGGCCCGCAAGGAAAAUGAGAAGGUUGGCAUUUUCAACUGCCACGGCAUGGGAGGCAACCAGGUUUUCUCCUACACGGCUAACAAGGAAAUCAGGACAGACGACUUGUGUUUAGAUGUGUCCAAGCUGAACGGACCUGUCAUGAUGCUCAAGUGCCAUCACCUUAAAGGCAACCAGCUCUGGGAGUACGAUCCUGUGAAGCUGACUCUGGUCCACGUCAACAGUAACCAGUGUCUGGACAAAGCCAGCGAGGAGGACAGCCAGGUGCCCAGCGUCAGAGACUGCACGCACACGCGCUCCCAACAGUGGCUGCUCCGCAACGUCACGCUACCAGAGGUCUUCUGACCGCGCUGCACACCCUGUCGAACCCACACGCCGCGGCCCGGACAGAAACCACCACAGGAACGGCCGCGUUUACUGAGUUCUGGCCCCAGGAAUAAAGAGACUUCCCACGAAGGGAUCCAGGAGGAGAGGAGGAUGGAUUGGAUGGUACUACCUCUGCCAGAAAUCAGGGAGAGGUGUGUGUUCAAACCUCCUCAGAGUGAACAGAGAGGAAAGACUCCCUCUAAAGAGCUGUUUUACACUUCUUACUUUUUGUUUUUGUUUUUUUUAUGAGAUAUCAACCGCAGAGAGCUAGGGACUCCUGUGCAUAAGAACGAGACUGAACGCUGGAGUGGAGGAUCUGCUCUCACAUCUUCCCUGACAGAAAGCGGUCCAGCCCUCAGCUCAUUACCUAACGUUUACUGACUGCCUCCGAUCAGAGUGUGUGCACUUAACCCUGUGUGUUUUAGGACCCUGUGCUCCGAGAUGAAUGUAUGCCUUGAAGAGGGGACUGAAUUCCUUGUUGACUUCUUCUUCUUUUGUUUUUUUAUUUAAUUUUGUAAUGCGCUAUGAUAAAGCGUGCGUGCACAUGUGUGUCAGAGCCCCUCCUACGGUCUUUGCAGCAGCGUCUGUCUCCCUCUGGUGUUACUCGGCGGCAUCUCAUUGAUCGAAACCUCCACACUGUGGAUUUUCCAAAAGGGGAGAGCCCGUUUAAAAAAAAAAAAAAAAAAACUAAAGACAUGGUGUCUGCCAUCAGCAGCCAUCUAGAGAUAUAGAAAUAUGAUGUUUGUGCUAUCUUGAGAUUUCUAUGUCCAGUUUUUUACAUGGCUUGUCUGUUUCUACUGUACUCUUAGAUCGUCCGUCUCUGUCGUCUUUAAAGAUGUUUAACAACACACCCAGAGGUCACGGUCGCUGGAUUCUUAUUGGAAAAGAGCUAACAUGGUUCAUAUUUUAUUUUUCUUUUCAGCACAUUGUCUUCUCUGUGACCUCUUUCAAGGAAAGGGCUCCUCCAGUGGAGUGUGUGUGGAUGUACCCAGGUUUGAAUGUGUGUGUGUUUUUUUUUUUUUUUAACAAGUCAUCCUCCUCAUUCAUCAGAUUUUGGAGCUUGUAGACUAAACUGGCAGAAGAUCCACGUAUCUCUGCUUCCGCUGCUGAACAAAAACAGACGUUAUCUUCCACCGGAAAUUUGUAAUCAUAAAUAUAUCUGCGGCACAAAAACAGUUACUGUCUUCGGAUGUCAAAGUAACUCGGAUGUUUUGGGUAAAUAAUCAGAAACCAAACAAUAACUGUGGAGCCUGAGGGAGAUACAAUACAGCAUCUUGAGAUUACAUAUCCUAGUAGCUGCAUAUCUUUUUCUUAUUUUUUUUAGCAUGCCUGCAGUCAUUUGAGCAUCAACAGAACUCCUUCUCAUUUCAUUUUUUUAUUUUAUUUUUUAUUUUUGGUGUGUGUGUGUCACUUUUGUCAGAGCACAAGAAGAGUGCAGUCAUUAAGGUCUGAAACAUUUCAGCCUCCUCCAGUGGAGGACGGCUUUUCAUGUGGAUGUGGGGCCCGUCUUUCGCGGCGGACGAGGCACCGAUGGAGAACAGGUCUGUCUCGUCCGAGUGAAACCCGGUUUUGACUCGGACACGGACGGAGCGUGCUCCUGCUCUGAUGUGGGGAGCCGCGGGGUUGUUUGAACCUAUCUGGCAUGUUCUGGCUUCCACAAUGAGCGAAUCCAAAUGUAGAAAAAUAAAAGCUACAAGGUUUACAGAAGAUGUGGAGUAGCGUUUUGA